Durusdinium trenchii is the source of this 588-nucleotide messenger RNA. NCBI's taxonomy places the organism in Eukaryota, Dinophyceae, Suessiales, Symbiodiniaceae. The record is from the annotation of a GenBank genome assembly.
AUGGAGGAUGUUUCGGUCAUGUUUGACGAAGGCCGUGUUGAAGUCAAGGUCAACUCCGCGGUCUUGAUGCUGGCUUCCCCGGUCUUCCAUAGCAUGCUGACGCAGACAAUGAAGGAAAGUGAAACCAAGCAGAUCGAGUUGCCAGAUAAGGAUCCUGAGGAGUUCAAGGUGUUGAUGUCCUUCUUGAUCCCCCCAACUGCUCGCCUGCAAAGGAUUUCAGUGGAGAAUGUGGACUUCCUCUUGGUGUGGAGUGAUGAGUACUGCAUUGAUCCAUUGAAGUCUGAAUGCCUUGAGUUUAUCCAGACGCAGCCAGCUUCAAUCCAACGAGUGCUUCAGGCUUAUGCCUUUGACCUACACGAGUACUUGGACCAGUGCAUUCGCGAGCUCCUUGCUGCAAAGACAGAGGAUUGGAGCCCUUGCUACGGGGAGCAGAAACUCGUGCAACAAAUCAUGGAAAGUGCUGUGAAGUUGCUCAUGUCUCAUGUUCAUAAGGAGGGGAAGCUGGACUUUGGCCACCACUUGCAGUGCAUCAAAUGUUCACGCGCCUACAAUGCCGGAUGGCAGUGCUCUCAAUGCAAGUACAAAUAA